AUGAUGGUGCACUGUGCCGGCUGCGAGCGGCCCAUCCUCGACCGCUUUCUGCUGAACGUGCUGGACCGCGCGUGGCACAUCAAAUGCGUUCAGUGCUGCGAGUGCAAGACCAACCUCUCGGAGAAGUGCUUCUCGCGUGAGGGCAAGCUCUACUGCAAAAAUGACUUCUUCAGGCGCUUCGGCACGAAGUGUGCGGGCUGUGCACAAGGCAUCUCGCCCAGCGACCUGGUGCGCAAGGCCCGCAGCAAAGUCUUCCACCUCAACUGCUUCACCUGCAUGGUGUGCAACAAGCAGCUGUCCACGGGCGAGGAGCUCUACGUCAUCGACGAGAACAAGUUCGUAUGCAAGGACGACUACCUGAGCUCGUCCAGCCUCAAGGAGGGAAGCCUCAACUCAGUGUCAUCCUGUACAGACCGCAGUUUGUCCCCGGACCUCCAGGACCCGCUCCAGGACGACCCCAAGGAGACCGACAACUCCACGUCAUCGGACAAGGAGACAGCCAACAAUGAGAACGAGGAGCAGAACUCGGGCACCAAGCGGCGCGGCCCGCGCACCACCAUCAAAGCCAAGCAGCUGGAGACGCUCAAGGCCGCCUUCGCCGCCACACCCAAGCCCACGCGCCACAUCCGCGAGCAGCUGGCGCAGGAGACCGGUCUCAACAUGCGUGUCAUCCAGGUGUGGUUCCAGAACCGCCGGUCCAAGGAACGCAGGAUGAAGCAGCUGAGCGCACUGGGGGCCCGGAGACACGCCUUCUUCCGGAGUCCGAGGCGCAUGCGUCCGCUGGGUGGCCGCUUAGACGAGUCUGAAAUGUUGGGGUCCACUCCAUACACCUACUAUGGAGACUACCAAGGCGACUACUACGCGCCAGGAGGCAACUACGACUUCUUCGCGCACGGUCCGCCGUCGCAGGCGCAGUCCCCGGCCGACUCGAGUUUCCUGGCCGCCUCGGGGCCCGGCUCGACGCCGCUGGGCGCCCUGGAGCCGCCGCUGGCCGGGCCGCACGCCGCUGAUAACCCCAGGUUCACCGACAUGAUCUCGCACCCGGACACGCCGAGCCCCGAGCCGGGCCUGCCGGGUGCGCUGCACCCCCUGCCUGGCGAAGUGUUCAGCGGGGGACCCAGCCCGCCCUUCCCCAUGAGCGGCGCCAGCGGCUACAGCGGACCCCUGUCGCACCCCAACCCCGAGCUCAACGAGGCCGCUGUGUGGUAA
Messenger RNA from Pteronotus mesoamericanus, 1209 nucleotides. It is a transcript of the gene LHX5, whose product is annotated as LIM homeobox 5. Gene Ontology annotation, molecular function: RNA polymerase II transcription regulatory region sequence-specific DNA binding; zinc ion binding; DNA-binding transcription factor activity, RNA polymerase II-specific. Gene Ontology annotation, biological process: neuron differentiation; regulation of transcription by RNA polymerase II. The record is from RefSeq and is a predicted model, not a curated record. Gene Ontology annotation, cellular component: nucleus. Lineage: Eukaryota; Metazoa; Chordata; Mammalia; Chiroptera; Mormoopidae. Bases 1 to 1209 code for a protein of 402 amino acids. The transcript is spliced from 5 exons.